Opisthorchis viverrini is the source of this 2151-nucleotide messenger RNA. RefSeq lists its product as hypothetical. Gene Ontology annotation, molecular function: disordered domain specific binding; ATP-dependent protein folding chaperone; ATP binding. The transcript has a single exon. Bases 1 to 2151 code for a protein of 716 amino acids. The record is from RefSeq and is a predicted model, not a curated record. Lineage: Eukaryota; Metazoa; Platyhelminthes; Trematoda; Opisthorchiida; Opisthorchiidae. Gene Ontology annotation, cellular component: perinuclear region of cytoplasm; protein-containing complex; cytosol. Gene Ontology annotation, biological process: protein stabilization; protein folding; cellular response to heat.
AUGUCCGGUGAACCCAUGGCUACGGAGUCGGAGGGAGAGACUUUUGCCUUCCAGGCUGAGAUUGCUCAGUUGAUGAGCUUGAUUAUCAACACUUUCUACUCGAAUAAAGAGAUUUUCCUCCGUGAAUUGAUUUCAAAUGCAAGCGAUGCCCUUGACAAGAUUCGCUACAAGAGUCUCACCGACCCAUCUGUUUUGGAUACUGGGAAGGAAUUGUGCAUCAAAUUGAUUCCUGACAAGGCCAACAGUACGCUCACAGUAAUUGAUACGGGGAUCGGAAUGACGAAAGCGGACCUCAUCAAUAACCUUGGUACAAUCGCGCGCUCGGGAACUAAGGCAUUCAUGGAGGCGUUGCAGGCAGGAGCUGACAUUUCGAUGAUCGGCCAGUUUGGCGUUGGUUUCUACUCCGCGUACCUGGUAGCUGACCGUGUCCAGGUUGUCUCAAAGAACAACGAUGACGAACAAUACAUGUGGGAGUCGUCGGCUGGUGGCUCCUUCACUAUUCGCUUGGACACCGGAGAAGAUAUUGGACGUGGCACAAAAGUAAUUUUGCACUUCAAGGAAGAUCAAACAGAGUACCUAGAGGAACGGCGAAUAAAAGACAUCGUAAAGAAACACUCGCAGUUCAUCGGUUACCCGAUCAAGCUUUACGUCCAAAAAGAGCGAACAAAAGAAGUUUCCGAUGACGAGGAGGAGAAAGAGAUGAAAGAAGAAGAGAAGGAAGAGGACAAACCGAAGGUCGAAGACCUCGAUGAAGAUGAAGAAGAAGAGGAAGGUAAAGACAAGAAGAAAAAGAAGAAAGUAACCGAGAAGUACAUAGACGAGGAGGAGCUGAACAAAACCAAGCCCUUGUGGACGCGGAACCCGGACGAUAUCACUCAAGAGGAAUAUGGUGAAUUCUACAAGCAGCUUAGCAACGACUGGGAAGAUCACUUGGCGGUGAAGCACUUCUCAGUUGAAGGUCAGUUAGAGUUCCGUGCCCUCUUGUUCGUUCCCAAGCGUGCUCCUUUUGACCUUUUCGAAAACAGGAAGAAAAGGAAUAAUAUAAAACUGUAUGUUCGUCGCGUGUUCAUCAUGGAUAACUGCGAAGAGCUGAUUCCAGAAUACCUGAAUUUCGUCAAAGGUGUGGUCGACAGCGAGGAUUUGCCUCUGAAUAUCAGUCGCGAGAUGCUCCAACAGAACAAGAUUCUGAAAGUGAUCCGAAAAAACCUGGUAAAGAAGUGUCUGGAGCUGUUCGAUGAAAUCAUGGAGGACAAGGAAAACUACAAGAAAUUCUAUGAGCAGUUCUCGAAGAAUAUCAAACUCGGUAUCCAUGAGGAUGGUGUCAAUCGGAAGAAGCUAGCUGAUCUCCUGCGUUAUUACUCGACAACCUGCUCAGAUGAGAUGACUAGUCUAAAGGAGUAUGUUUCCCGAAUGAAAGAAAACCAGAAGGACAUAUACUAUAUCACCGGUGAGACUAAGGAAGCUGUUUCCAACUCUGCGUUCACUGAGGUUUUGCGGAAGCGUGGUUUCGAGGUACUGUACAUGCUUGAUCCAAUAGAUGAGUACGCCGUCACCCAGCUUAGGGAGUACGACGGAAAGAAAUUGGUCUGCGUCACAAAAGAAGGCUUACAGCUUCCUGAAGAUGACGAAGAGAAAAAGAAAUUUGAGGAACUGAAGGCUGCCUACGAACCUUUGUGCAAACAGAUCCAGGAUAUUCUUGGCAAACGGGUGGAGAAGGUCGUGGUUUCAAGUCGCCUAACAACCUCUCCGUGCUGUAUCGUCACAUCCGAGUUCGGUUGGUCUGCCAACAUGGAGCGAAUAAUGAAAGCACAGGCCCUUCGAGACUCCAGUACCAUGGGUUAUAUGGCUGCAAAGAAACACUUGGAGAUCAACCCGCACCACAAAAUCAUUCAGUCGCUUAAGGCUCUGUUCGAGAGUGGCGAGUCGAACAAACUAGCAAAGGACCUUGUUUUCCUUCUACACAGCACAGCACUCUUGUCAUCAGGAUUCUCUUUGGAAGAUCCAAAAGUUCACGCCGGCAGAAUUCAUCAGCUUGUCAGUAUGUGCCUCGACAUCCCCGCAGAAGACGAACCAAAGGUGGAAGCCGUGGAUACGACGGCUGCCGCACCCGCAGAAGCUGGGGACGAUGCUGGAAUGGAAGAAGUCGAUUGA